CUUGCUUCCGACUUCCUUGAUCGCCACGAUAUUCACAUCCUACCGCUUCUACUCAUCAACGACCCCUCUCACCAAGCCUUUCUUCCGACAAAAUGUUCGCUGUCAAGUCUCUCUGCGCCGUUGCGGUGCUCGCUUCCAGCGUGGCUGCCCAAGCCAAGUUCCAGUACGGAACUCCCAACCCCAACAUGGCUGGUGUUGUUGGCCGCAACUCCAACGGCCCGACCAACCCCAAGACGCCGCAAGAGAACACGCCUAUUAACCAGACCUCCAUGGCUCGUCUCGUGUCCGUCAACUCCGUCGAUGACUGGUGCAUUUACGGACCUCCUGAGAAUGGACAGACCAUUGCGAACGUCGAGGGUGAAGUUGUCGCUUACUGCACAAAGCCUCGCAACAACGCUCGUGUCAUCCCCGAUGGCACUGUCACCGCUGCCCACUUCGUCAAGACUCCUCUCUACGUCCAAUUGAUGGCUCUGGGUGACUUCACCAAGAUUGGCUUCGCUCCCGGAGACCAAGGUGGAGAGCUUGACCCUCACGGUGCCACAAACAUGGGUAACCCUGUCGGAGGAAACGUCACUUCCAACGUUUCUGGGAAGGACGUCUUCUACGAGGAGUGGAUGAACUUCGUUUCUGUGGACCAAGCCUGCAUCCGUAUCUGCAUUGCCGGUACCGACGUUGCACCCACUCCACUCGAGUGCCAACACACCCUUGAUGAGAUGGGCUGCAACUGGGUGAUGCCAGGAAACUACGCGGACAACUCCUUCGACACGUGCGACGGUGACGCUGCGUACCCCCCUGGUCUCUUCCCUCAACCAGACGGCUCUACGUCUACCUUCCAGCAGUACUUCUCUUCCGUCUACACUGCUCCCGGCGGUGACGUGCAGACCUUCAUCAACGCUUCCCCAGACCAACAGACCCCUAGCGCUGCCUACUCGCUACCUUCGACCAGCCAGUGCACCACGGCUAGCAGCAUUGCCAAUGGCAUCAAGUCUCUUGUCAGCGGAAGCAGCUCCUCCGCGAUGAUGCUCUGAGUGGAGUCUUGUCCUUUACAAAAUCUUUCACGCUCAAAGGAAUGUGCGCAUGAUCGGGAAUCAUAACGCGCAUCCAAAAUCGUCUCAGCACA
This is a messenger RNA of Ceraceosorus guamensis, 1120 nucleotides long. RefSeq lists its product as hypothetical. The record is from RefSeq and is a predicted model, not a curated record. NCBI's taxonomy places the organism in Eukaryota, Fungi, Basidiomycota, Exobasidiomycetes, Ceraceosorales, Ceraceosoraceae. Bases 93 to 1028 code for a protein of 311 amino acids. The transcript is spliced from 4 exons.